Molecule: messenger RNA, 7105 nt
Organism: Ceratotherium simum simum (southern white rhinoceros)
Lineage: Eukaryota; Metazoa; Chordata; Mammalia; Perissodactyla; Rhinocerotidae
Source: RefSeq, a predicted model, not a curated record
UUCCGCCAGCGCGGGGUCGCGCGCUGGGAGUCCGAGUCUCGCGAACGCGCCGGGAGCGUCCCCAGAGCCGGGAGCGCGCCUGGCGGAUGACAACAAAUUCUUUGCGCCGCGGCGGUGGAGGUGUCCGCCUCAGCCCUUGCCGCGUCUCAGCGCGCUCUCUCGCACCUUUUCCCUGUGCCCACUAGGACCGCCGCGGAAGCCCCCGGGCCUGGGGCGACGGGAACUCCUCCGCCUUGUCCCCGCCAGGCCUAGCGCGGGCGGCGCAGGCGAUGGGGUCGCCCUGAGGGACGCCUGGCGCCGUGAGGGCAUGGAGGGGCCACCUCGGGCUUAGGCCCCGCCGCGGUCUGGGGACGCCGGCCGGGACCCGAGGCACCGCCGCCGCGGCCUGGAGCCGAGCCUGCGCCCCCAAGGCCAGAGCCGCAGCCCCCGCCGGCCCAGCUGCCAGCCCUCAUCAUGCCUUGGCCGUUUUCAGAGUCCAUCAAGAAGAGGGCCUGUCGGUACCUCCUGCAGAGGUACCUGGGCCACUUCCUGCAGGAGAAGCUGAGCCUGGAGCAGCUCAGCCUGGACCUGUACCAGGGCACCGGGUCCCUCGCCCAGGUCCCCUUGGACAAAUGGUGUCUCAAUGAGAUCCUGGAGUCAGCAGAUGCGCCGUUAGAAGUCACUGAAGGCUUCAUACAGUCAAUUUCUCUGUCAGUUCCAUGGGGCUCUUUGCUACAGGAUAAUUGUGCACUGGAAGUGAAAGGAUUAGAAAUGGUCUUCCGACCUAGACCUCGCCUAGCAACUGGUUCUGAGCCUAUGUAUUGGUCAAGUUUCAUGACCAGCAGUAUGCAAUUGGCAAAAGAAUGUCUUAGCCAGAAACUAACAGAUGAACAAGGAGAAGGAUCGCAGCCUUUUGAAGGACUUGAAAAGUUUGCUGAAACCAUUGAAACAGUGCUAAGAAGAGUGAAAGUCACUUUUAUAGACACUGUCUUGAGAAUUGAACAUGUGCCAGAAAAUUCCAAAACUGGAACUGCACUUGAAAUUCGGAUAGAAAGAACCAUAUACUGUGAUGAAACUGCUGACGAGUCCUCAGGAAUUAAUGUACAUCAACCCACAGCUUUUGCUCACAAGUUACUUCAGCUCUCUGGAGUCUCUCUCUUCUGGGAUGAGUUUUCUGCAUCAGCAAAAUCUUCCCCAGUGUGUUCAGCUGCACCAGUGGAAACUGAGCCAAAGCUGUCACCUAGCUGGAAUCCCAAAAUUGUUUAUGAGCCACACCCACAGCUAACAAGAAAUUUGCCAGAGGUAGCACCCUCUGACCCAGUGCAGAUUGGAGGGCUAAUUGGUAGGUUGGAGUUGAGUCUCACGUUGAAACAGAAUGAAGUACUUCCUGGAGCUAAGUUGGAUAUUGAUGGACAGAUAGACUCUAUUCAUCUUUUCCUGUCGCCAAGACAGGUACACUUGCUUUUGGAUAUGUUAGCGGCUAUUGCUGGACCAGAAAAUUCUAGCAAAAUAGGGUUAGCUAAUAAAGAUAGAAAAAAUCGACCCAUGCAGCAGGAAGAGGAAUAUCGAAUUCAGAUGGAAUUAAAUCGGUAUUACUUGAGAAAAGAUUCCCUCUCUGUCGCUGUAUCUUCAGAGCAAAGCUUUUAUGAGACAGAAACGGCUCGUACACCUUCUAGCCGUGAGGAAGAAGUUUUCUUCUCCAUGGCUGAUAUGGACAUGUCCCAUAGUCUCUCUUCUCUUCCACCCCUUGGAGACCCCCCAAAUAUGGACCUUGAAUUAUCACUAACUAGUACAUACACAAAUACGCCAGCAGGAUCUCCAUUAAGUGCUACUGUGCUUCAGCCAACCUGGGGAGAAUUCCUUGAGCAUCAUAAAGAACAGCCGGUAAGAGGGUCAACAUUGCCAUCCAACCUAGUUCACCCAGCACCUUUACAGAAGACUUCUCUCCCAUCUAGAUCUGUUUCAGUGGAUGAAUCCAGGCCUGAACUUAUUUUUAGACUAGCUGUGGGAACUUUUUCAAUCUCUGUGCUUCACAUUGAUCCUUUAUCUCCACCUGAAACGUCAUUGAACCUUAAUCCAUUGACACCUAUGGCGAUAGCUUUCUUUACUUGUAUAGAAAAGAUUGAUCCAGCAAGAUUUUCAACAGAAGAUUUUAAGUCUUUCCGAGCAAUAUUUGCAGAAGCUUGCUCACAUGAUCACCUUAGAUUCAUAGGCACUGGCAUCAAAGUAUCCUAUGAACAAAGACAAAGAUCAGCUUCCCGAUAUUUUAGUACCGAUAUGUCCAUUGGGCAAAUGGAACUUUUGGAGUGCCUGUUUCCAACUGAUUUUCAUUCUGCUCCUCCUCACUAUACAGAGCUUUUAAUGUUCCAUUCCAAAGAACGAACUGAUUCCCAUCCCCCCAUGUGUCUUCAGCUUCAUUAUAAGCAUUCUGAGCAUAAAGGACCCCAGGGUAAUCAAGCAAGACUUAGUUCUGUUCCUCAGAAGGCAGAAUUACAAAUUAAAUUAAAUCCAGUAUUUUGUGAGCUGGAUAUCAGUAUUGUGGACAGGUUAAAUUCCUUGCUUCAACCACAGAAACUUACUACAGUGGAGAUGAUGGCGUCUCACAUGUAUACUUCAUAUAAUAAGCAUAUUAGUCUGCACAAGGCUUUCACUGAAGUAUUUCUAGAUGAUUCACAUAAUCCUGCAAAUUGUCGGAUAUCAGUACAAGUUGCCACACCAGCGUUAAACCUUUCUGUUCGCUUCCCAAUACCUGAUCUUCGAUCAGAUCAAGAAAGAGGACCAUGGUUUAAGAAGUCACUUCAGAAGGAGAUCCUUCAUUUAGCAUUCACAGAUCUAGAAUUUAAGACUGAAUUCAUAGGAGGAUCAACCCCAGAGCAAAUUAAAUUGGAACUUACCUUUAGAGAACUAGUUGGGUCAUUCCAGGAAGAUAAAGGAGAACCAUCUGUUAAGUUUUUCCAUGUGUCUAGUGGAGUAGAUGGAGAUGCAACAUCAUCAGAUGACUUUGACUGGCCACGAAUUGUACUGAAAAUAAACCCACCAGCCAUGCACUCCAUUUUGGAGAGAAUAGCAGCUGAGGAAGAAGAGGAGAGCGAUGGCCACUAUCAGGAAGAAGAAGAAGGAGGUGCUCAUUCCCUGAAAGAUGUUUGUGAUCUGAGAAGACCAGCCCCGUCUCCCUUCUCUUCCCGUAGAGUAAUGUUUGAAAAUGAGCAGAUGGUGAUGCCUGGAGACCCUGUAGAAAUGACAGAGUUUCAGGAUAAAGCAAUCAGCAACUCGCACUAUGUGCUGGAACUUACAUUACCCAAUAUUCAUAUAACUCUACCUAAUAAAGGCUUUUAUGAGAAGCUUUAUAAUAGGAUUUUUAAUGACUUGCUGCUAUGGGAACCAACAGCUCCUUCACCAGUGGAGACAUUUGAAAAUAUUUCAUAUGGUAUUGGGCUUUCAGUAGCCAGUCAACUGAUUAAUACUUUCAACAAAGAUAGUUUUAGUCCAUUUAAAUCUACAGUUCACUAUGAUGAGGAAAGUGGAUCUGAGGAGGAGACUUUGCAGUAUUUUUCUACUGUUGAUCCCAACUAUCGUUCCCGUAGGAAAAAAAAACUAGACUCUCAGAACAAGAACUCGCAGAGUUUUCUCUCAGUUCUUCUGAGUAUUAAUCAUGGAUUAAUGGCAGUUUUUACAGAGGUAAAGCAAGAUAAUGGAGAUCUGUUGGAAAACAAGCAUGGUGAAUUCUGGUUAGAGUUCAAUAGUGGUUCCUUAUUUUGCGUGACAAGAUAUGAAGGUUUUGAUGACAAGCACUACAUCUGCCUUCAUUCUAGCAGUUUCAGUCUAUACCACAAAGGCAUAGUGGAUGGGGUGAUUCUUCCUAUGGAAACACGACUGCCUAGUUCAACCUGCCCACAUUGGUUGGAACCUACUAUUUAUUCCUCUGAAGAUGAUGGCCUCAGUAGAGCUUCUUCAGAUGGUGUUGGAGGAGACACAAUGAAUAUGCUCUCCGUUGCAGUUAAAAUAUUGUCUGAUAAAUCUGAAUCUAAUACAAAGGAGUUUCUCAUUGCUGUAGGACUGAAAGGAGCCACUCUCCAGCACAGAAUGCUUCCUUCUGGGCUUAGCUGGCAUGAGCAGAUUUUAUACUUCUUGAAUAUUGCUGAUGAGCCUGUUCUGGGAUAUAAUCCACCAACUUCAUUUACAACUUUUCAUGUUCAUCUCUGGAGCUGUGCACUUGAUUACAGGCCUCUUUAUUUGCCAAUCCGAUCUCUUCUUACUGUGGAAACAUUCAGCGUUUCUAGUAGCGUGGCCUUGGAUAAGUCAUCUUCUACUCUCAGAAUAAUUUUGGAUGAAGCUGCUUUAUAUCUGUCUGACAAGUGUAAUACUGUCACUAUAAAUUUGAAUAGAGAUUAUGUUCGUGUAAUGGAUAUGGGGCUUUUAGAAUUAACCAUAACUGCAGUGAAGUCUGAUUCUGAUGGAGAGCAAACUGAGCCACGCUUUGAAUUACACUGUUCCAGUGAUGUUGUCCAUAUCAGAACGUGCUCGGAUUCUUGUGCUGCAUUAAUGAAUCUCAUUCAGUACAUUGCAAGCUAUGGGGACUUACAUGCAGCUCACAAGGCAGAGGUGAAGCCUGGAACCCCUCAAAGAAAGGUGAAGGUAGAUUCCAGUGGUCGAUCGUCCUCACGUGGUCCAAUACUUCCUGAAGCAGAUCAGCAAAUUUUACGAGAUCUGAUGAGUGAUGCUAUGGAGGAGAUUGACAUGCAACAAGCCACUUCAUCUGUCAAACCACAGUCUAAUGGUGUUUUGGAUGAAAAAUCUCAAAUUCAGGAGCCAUGUUGUUCAGACCUCUUCCUGUUUCCAGAUGAGAGUGGGAAUGUGUCCCAGGAGCCUGGCCCCACUUUUGCCUCCUUCACUCACCACUUGAUUAGUGAUGCAAUGACAGGUGUGCCCACGGAAAAUGACGACUUUUGCAUUCUUUUUGCACCAAGAGCAACCAUUCAGGAGAAGGAAGAAGAACCGGUUGUAAAAGUAAUGGUUGAUGAUGCAAUUGUGAUAAGAGAUAAUUAUUUUAGUGUGCCUGUUAAGAAGACAGAUACAAGCAAAGCCCCGUUACACUUUCCUAUUCCUGUAAUUCGGUAUGUUGUUAAAGAAGUCUCUCUUGUUUGGCAUCUUUACGGAGGAAAAGAUUUUGGAACAGCCCCUCCUACUUCUCCAGCUAAAAGUUAUAAUAGUCCCCACAGUUCCCCUUCUCACACACCCACAAGACAUGGACGUAAUAUGGUAUGUGGGGGAAAAGGAAGAAACCAUGACUUUUUAAUGGAAAUCCAGUUAAGCAAGGUGAAGUUUCAGCAUGAGGUCUACCCCCCAUGCAAGCCGGAAUGCAGUUCCAGCCUCCUAGAACACCCAGUCUCCCGGCAGGUGUUCAUUGUGCAGGAUCUUGAGAUUCGAGAUCGUCUGGCAACGUCACAAAUGAAUAAGUUUUUGUACCUGUAUUGCAGUAAAGAAAUGCCUCGAAAAGCUCAUUCCAACAUGUUGACAGUUAAAGCAUUACACGUGCGCCCGGAGUCUGGCAGGUCCCCACAGGAAUGCUGCUUAGGAGUGUCACUAAUGCCACUUCGCCUCAAUAUUGACCAGGAUGCCUUGUUCUUCCUGAAGGAUUUCUUCACUAGUCUUACUACAGAAGUAGAGCUUCUAAUGGCUCCAGAUCCAGAAGUUAAAAAGUCUCCUGGAGCUGAUGUCACCUGCAGUUUGCCAAGGCAUUUAAGCUCCUCAAAGGAGCCAAAUCUAGUUCUUUCUUUCCCUGGGCCAAAGCACCCUUCCCAAAAUGGUAGUGCCAGUUCCGUGGAAGUGGCUAAUGGGGAGGAAGAGAAGGACUUCUUAGCUGAAGAAACGUCAUUUAGUGAUCAGCCUGUCUUUUUUAGAGAAUUUAGAUUCACAUCAGAAGUUCCUAUUCGACUUGAUUAUCAUGGCAAACAUGUAUCAAUGGAUCAGGGUACAUUAGCCGGGAUUUUGAUUGGUCUGGCGCAGUUAAACUGCUCUGAACUAAAGCUGAAGAGGCUCUUCUAUCGACAUGGUUUGCUAGGUGUUGACAAAUUAUUCUCAUAUGCAAUCACUGAAUGGCUUACUGACAUUAAGAAGAACCAACUACCAGGAAUCCUGGGAGGUGUGGGGCCUAUGCAUUCACUAGUACAAUUAGUGCAAGGCCUGAAGGACUUGGUCUGGUUACCAAUAGAGCAAUAUCGGAAGGAUGGGCGCAUUGUCCGAGGAUUUCAGAGAGGCGCGGCCUCCUUUGGCACCUCAACAGCGAUGGCUGCUCUAGAACUUACAAACAGAAUGGUUCAAACCAUACAGGCAGCAGCAGAGACUGCUUAUGACAUGGUGUCUCCUGGUACCCUUUCUGUUGAGCCCAAGAAGAUCAAAAGGUUUCCUCAUCACCGGUUAGCCCACCAGCCCGUGGACCUGAGGGAAGGCGUGGCCAAGGCCUACAGUGUUGUGAAGGAGGGAAUUACGGACACGGCUCAGACCAUUUAUGAAACGGCAGCUCGAGAACACGAGAGCAGAGGGGUCACUGGUGCAGUGGGCGAAGUCCUGCGCCAGAUUCCUCCAGCGGUGGUGAAACCUCUGAUUGUUGCCACAGAAGCAACGUCAAACGUGUUAGGUGGCAUGAGAAACCAAAUUAGACCAGAUGUUCGGCAAGACGAGUCACAGAAAUGGCGCCAUGGGGAGGACUGAUAUUUCAGACGCGAUUCUUGAUGAAGAUAAGGAGGGUAGAAGUAAGGAGCAUAGUGGCCCAUUGGCCGCUGUAGAGGAAACUCACUUAAUUUUAUUUUGCUCAUCUCAGGAACAAAAGCAUUUCUUAGUUAAAUAAUUUAAUAUCAAAAACAACAUGCAACCAAAAACUUCUGACAUAUUAGGGCUAGUUUGGUACUUGCCUAUAGAAAUGUUUGGUGGCUGGUGUCAAAAGUCCUUAGAGCAUUUGCUGCCAAGUUAGUGGAAUGCUUGCUUUUAUUAAAAUGACUAUAAUUCUCCUUGUUACAGAUGAGAUAUCAUUGGAAACCUCCUUUUACAGUACAGAGUGCUCAAAAACAUUUGAACACUUUGAAAGCACUAAAUAUGUUGCUCUGAGGAGUUGAUUUUUCUCAAGUUU